Molecule: messenger RNA, 756 nt
Organism: Penicillium canescens
Lineage: Eukaryota; Fungi; Ascomycota; Eurotiomycetes; Eurotiales; Aspergillaceae
Product: phosphatidylglycerophosphatase
Exons: 1
Coding region: 1-756 (251 amino acids)
Molecular function (GO): phosphatidylglycerophosphatase activity
Source: RefSeq, a predicted model, not a curated record
AUGGCCGGUUCCCCAAACUCCAACCUCCGCGGCUUCAACUACGCCGUGCAAACCCUCCUCAAACAACCAACCCAAUUCCUCCCACACCUAACAAUCCCGACAAUCACCCACCUCCCCGAGAACCUUGGCCAGCACCUCCUCAAACAACCACCAUCAACCUCAACCUCAACCCCGACAACCGCACUACCCACACCAACGAUCCGCGCCCUAGUCCUAGACAAAGAUAAUACCCUCUGCCCCGCAAAAACAACAACCUUCCCACCGCAAAUCCUGAACAAACUAACGACCCUUCGCACCUCCGCAACAUCCCCCUUCAACCAAACCAAAAGCCCACACUCAAUCCUGAUAGUCUCCAACCGCGCCGGCAGCCACGCAACUUUCGACAACGAAGUGCGCGAGCUAGAAGCGCAGCUGGAGCAUCUCCAAAUCCCCGUAUUCAGAUUGCCUGCCGGCGCGGACAAGAAGCCAUUCUGUGGGGAGGAGGUUGUUGCUUGGUUUCGGGAUCGGGGGGUUGUGAAGGAUGCCGGCGAGAUUGCUGUUGUUGGUGAUCGGUUGGGGACUGAUGUGCUUAUGGCCGGGAUGAUGGGGUCUUGGAGUGUUUGGUGUAAGGAGGGGGUAUUUGAGGUUGGGGAGGUUGGGAAGCCUGCCAGGAAUGUCCUGGAGAAGAUGGAGGUUUGGAUUGAGGGGGCUUUGAGGGGGUGGGGGUAUACGGCGCCUGUGCCUCGGGGAUGGGAGGAGAGUAAGAAGGAGGUUUGA